AUGGGCGGUGGUUUUGGUGACGUCAUCUUACCGUAUUUAUCAAUGACAGCUUUGGCGUCGACUGUUGGUGAGUGUUUUUUCGCAAAAAAUCUGCAUUUUUACGUAAAAUUUUGUGUAUUUCUUCUCGACUUGACGAAAAAUUGCACAUUUUCCAGGUUUCUUUCUCUGCGGGACCCAAAUCUGCUACCGUAUCCAUCAACGUGGCACAACUGAUGGCACAAGCCCCGCCCCUUUUCUAAUGGGUUUUAUUUCUUGCUCAUUUUUCAUUCAAUAUGGAUUUUUGAAACAAGAUGCGAUAAUUUAUUCGACAAAUGCGAUUGGAGCAUUUUUACAAGGAGUGUAUUUGAUCUACUUUUGGAGCAAAACGAGGAAUACGGUAGGCUUUUUACUAUGACUUGGUAAACUUUAAAAAAAAAACUGAAAAUAAGAUUCUGCUGAAAUUUUACACUGGAAUUUCAGUUGAAAUUUUUGAAGUCCUGAAAUUUGAUAAUUGAGAUUCGAAGAUUUAAAACCCUUGAGUUUUCAAUUAGACUUAAAACUGUUUGGAAAACAAUUUUUUAAGAAAACUUGAAAUUUAGUCAAAUUCAAAAAUAAAGUGUUUUUUAAAAGAAAAUUUCAAAAUUUAAUUUUGGUUAACUAAUCUUUAAAGUUAGCCCAACUCCGCCUCAAAACCUCUCCAAAAAUCUUUUCAGCGAACCCUCAACAAAAUCCUCCUCAUCGAAAUCUGCCUAAUUUCCACCCUAGUUCUUUACUGCAAAUAUUCCGGCGAAUCCCGUGAAAAUCUAAUCUUCCAAAUCGGCAAUAUUUGCAUUUUCUCAAAUAUUCUAAGUGUUGGUGCGCCUUUAAUGGAUAUUGGUACGGUAGUUUCGACAAAAUCCAGUGAAUCGUUGCCUUUUCCAUUGUGUUUUGCCAGUUUUGUUGUUUGUUUACAAUGGUUUGGAUAUGGAAUGAUUAUUGAGGAUAUGGUUAUUAUUGUGAGUUUUUUAUUCAUUUUCAAAACCUAAAUUCAUUUUUUUAUUGCAGGUUCCAAAUUUCAUCGCGACCAUAAUCUCAAUUCUACAAUUAUCACUAUUUCUAAUUUAUCCAGCGCCUUCGAAAAAAUACGAAAAAUUGAGUCAAAUAUGA
Molecule: messenger RNA, 1125 nt
Organism: Caenorhabditis angaria
Lineage: Eukaryota; Metazoa; Nematoda; Chromadorea; Rhabditida; Rhabditidae
Source: the annotation of a GenBank genome assembly